AGACUCAUGAAGACUUACUUUAAUAGGAUUCUUUGUCUCUGCCACUUUACUUUUGCUUUAAGAUUCCUCUGCAAUCCAGAAACACGAACACAGGAAGGAAGACACUUCAAGAGUUGUGGUUAUUGUGGUUGUGUUAGAUCGUUAAUGAAAAUGGAGCAAGGCAUGCAGCUGAUUGAUGGAAAUGGCAAGUUCAACGUGGAUGGACUCAAAGACUUCAUGACAGCCACCGAGUUCGCUCAGUCCGGUCUCUCCUAUGCUAUUGUUGCCAUCAUUGGCUCACAGAGUAGCGGGAAAAGCACCCUAAUGAAUCAGACCUUCCAUACCAAUUUCGAGGAGAUGGAUGCAUACAAGGGAAGAGGCCAAACAACCAAGGGCAUUUGGAUUGCAAAGUGUAGUGAUAUUGACCCUUUUACGAUUGCCAUGGAUUUCGAGGGAACGGACAGCAAUCAAAGAGGCGAGGAUGACACAGCGUUUGAGAAACAAAGCACCCUAUUUGCCUUGGCAAUCGCUGACGUUGUUUUGAUAAACAUGUGGUACAAAGACAUUGGUCUGGAACAUGCAGCCAGCAGACCCCUUUUAAAAACAGUUUUCCAGGUCAUGAAGCGUUUAUUCAAGCCCCGCAAAAAAACACUACUGUUUGUUAUACGUGAUCACUCAAAGACUCCACUUGAAUAUUUAAAGACUGCUCUCUUAGAAGAUAUUGAGAAGCAUUUUCUGAGGUCAUACUUUCUGCAGAUUUGGGCUGCUGUUGCUGAGCCUGAGACUCUCAGUAGUGCUUCUCUCAGAGAGUUUUUUAAUGUGGGGAUCACUGCUUUGCCUAGCUAUGAAUACCAAGAGGAGAAAUUUAAAGAGCAGGUUGCUCAACUGAGGCAGCGGUUUGUCCAUUCCAUUUAUCCAGGAGGUCUUGUUGGUGACAGGGAGGAAGUUGAACCUGCUUCAGGAUUUCCUCUUCGUGCAGAAGAGAUUUGGAAAAUAAUAAAAGACAACAGGGAUUUAGAUCUUCCUGCUGUCAAGGUCACGGUUGCCACUGUUCGAUGUGAAGAGAUUGCUGGUGAGAAGGUCAAAUGCUUUACAACCGACGAGGAUUGGUUGAAAAUGAAGGAAGCUGUUCAAGCUGGUCCAGUAUCAGGGUUUGGAGGAGCUGUCAGUUCUAUUUUGGAAACCUAUCUUUCAGAAUAUGACAGGGAGGUAGAGUAUUUUGAUCAAGAAGUACGAAAUGAAAAACGGCGACAGUUGCUGUCAAAGGCGUUGAUGGUGGUACGAGAUGCCUAUGAUACCAUGCUGAUGCAUUUGCAUUCGAACACAGUUAAAAGUUUUAAAACUAGCCUGGAACAGUCACAGAAUGUUGCUGCUAUUCAUCUCUGUUCCCAAUCUUGCAUGAGCAUGUUUGAUCAAGGAUGUGAAGAUGCUGCCAUUCAACAGAGUGAGUGGAAUGCUUCAAAAUUCCGCGAAAAACUUAUUUGUGAUAUGUUGUCAGAAAUGAUGGCAAAGUACAAGAAACAAAUAACGCGUGCGCUUGCCAAAAGAGUAGAAUCGUUAUUGGAAGCUGGUGAAAGAGAUACAUGGGCAUCAAUAGGAAAUCUUUUUGAGUGCAACACUGAGGCUGCUGUAUCAGAGUUUUCAGAUGCUGUUUUUAGUUUCGAUUUGCGUAGUUCUGCGAUCCGCACUAAAUUGCAACAUUUGAGGGAGCAUGCCAGAAAUUUAGUGGAGAUGAAGGCAAGAGAAGCAGCAGAUGCAGGAAGAGUUCUGAGGCGCAUGAAGGAUAGGUUUUCACAGGUCCUCAGUGAUUACGAAAACUCAAUGUCAUGGUAUAAUUGGACUGGGGAAAUAAACCUUGAUGAAAUUGAAAGGAACGCACUCUCAAAGUCUUUGAGAAUACUAUCAAUCAUGGCGGCCAUACGCUUCGAUGGAAUGCCUGAUCAGAUUGAGAAGGUACUCUAUUCCUCUCUUAUGGAUAGAACUGUUCCUGAUCCAUCUUCGCAAAAUACGUUCAUGGGAGCUAAACUGGACCCCCUUGCCUCAGACACAUGGGAAGAGGUUUCUCCAGAAGCUACCACUCUCCUUAAACCAGAGGACUGCAAAUCAUUGUGGAUGAAUUUCAUAGAAAAGAUAAAGCCUAUGAUGACCGGAGCUAGAUCCCGCCAGGUUGUUCCAUGUAGAUCUCCUCAUCUAAAUCACCAUGGAGAAAGGCAGUUUUCACAUCAAGUUGCUCAACUUCAAGAUUCAAACUAGCAGCUAAGCCAAGCACAACUCGGAUCGAAGACAUCUUGACCACUGGUGAAAAGAUUUCUUCAAAAUCAAUACCCUUUUUAUGACCGAAACCUUUCACAACCAAUCUUGCCUUGUACCUUGGCUGUGAGCAAUGCUCAUCAAUUUUCAACCUGAACACCCAUUUGUUCUUGAGUGCUCUCUUACCUUUAGGAAGCUUCACUAACUCAAAGGUAUGGUUUUCAUGCAAGGAUUUCAUCUCUUUUUGCAUUGCUUUCAACCACUCACUUUUCUUCUCAUGUGACAUAGCUUCAUCAAAGCAUUCUGGCUCUCCCCCAUCAGUAACCAGCACAUACUCAUGAGGAGAGUAUUUGGUGGAAGGUUGGCGAGGUCUAGUUGACCUCCUCAAUUGUGGCUCAUCUGGAGCUUCUUGCAUAACCUGUUCAGGAAUAACAUCAAUAUCAUCAUUAGCUGAUUCAGGAUCACCAACUAAUGGCUCAUUAAGAAAACCACCAUUUUCAUCAUUUUGCAAGUCUCCCCCAUGAUUAGCAGGCAUCAAAGGUAACUGUGGAGUAGGUGCUGGAUUUGAAUUAGAUGGAAUAAAAGUAGUAGACUCUGUUUUCUCCUUUAGUUCAAAGUCUUCAAUGGUUUGAUCUUCAAAGAAGAUAACAUCUCUGCUUCUCACAAUUUUCUUCUCCUUUGGAUCCCAUAACCUAUAACCAAACUCAUCAUCUUUAGAGCCCAAGAAAAUGCACUACUUUGUCCUGUUGUCAAGUUUAGACCUUUUAUCCCUUGAAACAUGUACAAAUACUCUGCAUCCAAACACUCUUAAGUGUGCAUAAGAAACAUCCCUUCCUUUCCAAACUCUAUCUGGAACAUCAAACUCAAGAGCAACUGAUGGAGAAAGGUUGAUCAUGGCAACUGCGGUCUUCAUUGCCUCACCCCAAAAGGACUUAGGCAGCUUUGCAUGAGAGAGCAUACAUCUAAUUCAUUCAACAAUUGUUCUGUUCAUUCUCUCAGCCACUCCAUUCUGCUGUGGAGUCUUAGGAAUGGUCUUCUCCAACUUGAUACCAUGUUCCCUGCAAUAUUUCUCAAAUGGACCCCUGUAUUCACCACUAUUGUCUGCUUGAACACAUUUCAGUUUUCUACCAGUUUCUCUUUCAACUCUGGCAUGGAAAUCCUUAAAGACAUCAAGCACCUGAUCUUUGGAUUUCAAACAAGUGGCCCAAAUCUUCCUGGAGUGAUCAUCAAUAAAACUAACAAAGUACAAUGCACCUCCAAGAGACUUAUCAAUCAUAGAGCAAACAUCAGUAUGAACUAAAUCAAGAACAUGUGACCUUCUAUGUGAAGGUGAUCUUUGAAAUGCAACUCUAUGUUGUUUACCAACUAAACAAUGAGUACAUGUGUUCAAGUUCAUACCUUUUAAUGGAAGGUAGUUCUUCUUGGCAAGGAUGCCAAGGCCUUUCUCACUCAAAUGUCCAAGCUGUUUAUGCCAUAGAUCAGUAGAGCAAUCUUUAAUUGCAUUCACCUUUCCUUUGAUCACCUUGUCUUGUGACAUGUAGAGACCCAUCUUCUUCCCUUUAGCAACAAUUAGGGAAUUUCUGGAGAGCUUCCAUUUACCAUCUCCAAAGUAACUGUGAUAGCCUUCUUCAUCAAGAGUACUAGUAGAGAUCAAAUGUAGGCGCAUAUCAGGCACAUGCCUAACAUCUUUGAGUAGCAACUUGCACCCAGUAUUGGUUUCCAACCAAAUAUCUCCAAUGCCCACAACACUAGCCAUCCCUUGAUUUCCCAUCCUAACUUGACCAAAGUCACCAGCAGUGUAGGAUGUGUAAAAAUCAUGUCGGGGUGUAACAUGGUAAGAAGCUGCUGAAUCUGCAACCCAAGUGGUAUCUUGACAUGCAAGAUUAACACAACUAUCAUCACACACAAUGGCAACAUCACCAUCAGAUACAACUGCAGCUGUACCAUUCUCUUCAUUCUUGUCUUCAUCUCUACCCUUUUUAUCUCUUUUAUACUUUCUGCAAUAUUUUUGCAUAUGCCCAGGCUUGUCACAAUAAUAACACUUAAAACUCUUCCUUGACUGAGAUCUUCCUCUUGGCUUCCAUUUACCUUUUCUAUUGCUGGAUUCUCCAUCUUGCUUGCAGUGAGAGAACUUGCUUUGACUUCUCCCUCAACUUUCUGUAACAAGUGCAUGAGACUCGAAAAUGCUUGUCUCUUUCCUCCUCUUCUCUUCAUUGAGGAUACAAUCCUUCACUGUUUUCAAAGUGAGCUUUCCAUUCGGAGUAGAAUUGCUAAGUGACACUACCAAAGUCUCCCAACUAUUUGGCAAUGAACUCAAUAGGAUUAAUGCUUGCAUUUCAUUGGCUAACUCAAGGUUCAUCAAUGACAGCUGAUUCAAGAACCCUUGGAAUACAUUUAUAUGCACUGAAGCAUCUUCACCAUCUCUAUACUUCAAAUUCACAAGGUCUCUAAUUAAAAAAACCUUGUUUUGUGCACUCUUCUUGGCAAAUGUUUCUUCCAACAUCUUCCAAACUUUAUAGCAAUCAUGUUCUUGAGAAAUAUAAUUAAUGGACUUAGAAAAUACCCAUUUUCUAACAUUAGCGGUAGCCUUUCUAUUUAGUCCAUUCCAUUUUGCAUCAUCCAUGUCAUCAGGCUUUAUUCCUUUACAUUCAAUCGGCAAAGCCAAAUCAUUGCAAUAUAAGUGAUCCUCCAUCAUUGUUUUCCAUAGAAAAUAAUUUGAGGAAGUGAGCUUUAUCAUACCCGAAUCUUCCUUUUCCAUUUUAACUGCACAAGAAUUCAAUCUACACAACCAAAUGCUCUGAUACCACUUUGUUGGGAAAACUAGGGACAACUAACCAGAUCAAUUCAGCGGAAUACAAUUCACAAUUCACAAGUCCCAAUCAUUUUCCCUCUUUGUGCAGUAAAAACAGAAUCAAACAAUGAACAAAUAUAAUGCAACAAUCACACAAAUCAACACCAAGAUUUUUACGUGGAAAACCCGAUGCGGGAAAAACCACGGGACCGGAGUCCACCUAAAAACUUCCACUAUCACAAAUAAUGGGUUCACAAUAGUUCUUCCUCAGAUUCAACUAAGGGCUACAACAUAUAUAUCAUCAAGAACAACUUAUUCUCGGAUUAUAACAAGAUUAAAGAGAGUAAUGUUAGAGAAAAGCUCACAACACUGACAGCCCUGUUUUCUGUCAAAACGACCAGCUUCCACACCACCAAUCUUCAAUCCAAUCGUUCAGAAUGAAGCGGAACGUGUCUAGAAGCUGCUGUCAAAAUCUCAGCCCGAUCCAACGGUGAACGAACUGGAAAUCGAAGAAAGAAGACAGACUGCUCUGCUGCCUCCUCUUCUUUCUUUCUCAUGUUUUUCUCCUCUGUUUUUGCUCUCUUUUAAUUCUAUUCUCUCUACUAUCUACAGUAGCCGACCAUUUUAUUUUAAUUCCAAGAGAGAGCAGUUGUCUCUUGACAAUUAAUGUGGUGGUCUCACCAUUACAUGGUGUGGGACCACACAACAGGACAUGUGUCGACCUAAUCUCCUUUAUGCAUGGUAUCGUUUAUCAAUA
This is a messenger RNA of Populus nigra (black poplar), 5777 nucleotides long. RefSeq names its product protein ROOT HAIR DEFECTIVE 3 homolog 2-like. Gene Ontology annotation, biological process: endoplasmic reticulum membrane fusion. The transcript has 20 exons. The record is from RefSeq and is a predicted model, not a curated record. Bases 7 to 2232 code for a protein of 741 amino acids. Gene Ontology annotation, cellular component: endoplasmic reticulum. Lineage: Eukaryota; Viridiplantae; Streptophyta; Magnoliopsida; Malpighiales; Salicaceae. Gene Ontology annotation, molecular function: GTP binding; GTPase activity.